This is a messenger RNA of Metarhizium brunneum ARSEF 3297, 696 nucleotides long. RefSeq lists its product as uncharacterized. NCBI's taxonomy places the organism in Eukaryota, Fungi, Ascomycota, Sordariomycetes, Hypocreales, Clavicipitaceae. The record is from RefSeq and is a predicted model, not a curated record.
AUGUCAAAUAAAAAAAUUCAGUAUGCUUGUGCUAUUAGUGGAAAUCUAUGUGCACUUUUAUUUAUUAUUGCACUGGCAGCGUCUGGCUUUCUUCCACCUCUCCCACCGGACUGGGAUGCCGUACAAGUGGUCGAUCACUACCACGAUCAUGAGAACGGCAUUAGGGCUGGCGCGGCACUGCUUGUUGUAUCAGGCAUGUUCUAUCUCCCUAUGACGGCAGCGAUCUCAGACCAAAUUCGACAAAUUACUGGCAUAUACGAUGCUGUUCGCAACAUUCAACUUGCCGCUGGCGCUGCUGGCGCGUUUGCUAUAGUGAUGCCUGGAGUAACUCUCGCUGUUGCCAGUUACCGCCUUGACCGCCCUAUCGAGACCACCCAACUUCUUAACGACCUUUUCUGGAUGCUUCUUCUCAUUCCCUGGCCGAUUUUCAUGGCCCAGAGCUUCUCUCUUGCGUACGCUAUCCUUGUCGACUCUCGAGCUAAGCCUCCAUUCCCCAAACCUAUAGCUCUCGUCAAUAUCUUGGUUCCCAUCACCUAUAUUCCAUCCAUAGCCGUACAUUGUGUUAAGACUGGCCCGGUAGCAUGGAACGGUGUAGUCAGUUUCUGGAUUCCAAUUAUUUCUUUCGGUAUUCAGGUUAUGGUCGACUGCACCUGCCUAAUGCGAGCGGCGGCGGCUGCAGAUAUGCAAGCAUAUUAG